GUUGGGUGCUGAGUUCUUCACAACUUCGCAAUUUCUUACCAAAAGUUCCGGUCGUAAAAACAAUGUCUGAUUCAAACAUCGUCUUGUUUCUGAUUGCUGGGAUUUUGGUAUCUCAGGCGAUGUCUCGGACAGUUCAUGAAUCCGCCAUCGAUGAACACGAGAAAUGGAUGGUUAAGCAUGGCCGAACUUAUAAGGACAGAGCUGAGAAAGAUAAACGUUUCAAGAUAUUCAAAGAGAACUUUGAAUAUGUCCACAACUUUAAUAAUGAAGGUAAUACGAGUUACAAGCUGAGUAUCAACAAGUACUCCGACUUGACGCACGACGAAUUCGUCGCGGCUCGUACCGGAGACGUCAAUCCUAGCGACACGGUGGCUUCAACGGAAACGGUGUUUCAAUAUGCCGAGUUUACGGAUAUUCCGUCGAGCUUGGAUUGGAGAACCGAAGGCGCUGUCACCGCUGUUAAGAACCAGCACAGAUGCGGGUGUUGUUGGGCAUUUGCAGCCGUAGCGGCGACGGAGGGUGCAACCCAGAUCAAAACGCGAAAUUUGAUCUCACUGUCCGAGCAACAACUACUUGACUGCAGCGGCAACAACGAUGGGUGCAACGGUGGUAGCAAGAUAUCAGCCUUCCAAUACAUCAUGCAAAACAAUGGAUUAACCAGCGAAGACAAUUAUCCCUAUCAUCAAACGCAAGGAGCUUGUGACAUGCAAAAGCAGGCAUCCCAAGUCGCCGGUAUCAGCAACUACGGAACGGUACCCCCCAACAGCGAACAAUAUUUACUCAAGGCAGUCUCGAACCAACCGGUUGUGGUCAGCAUCGAAGGCAGUGGGAUCGAUUUUAGGCACUACAAAAGUGGUGUUUUUCAAGGAAACUGCGGGACCAAAACCGACCAUGCCGUCACCGUCGUCGGAUUCGGAACGAGUGAUGACGGUAUCGAUUAUUGGUUGGUGAAGAAUUCAUGGGGUGUGGAGGAUUGGGGUGAAGAUGGGUACAUAAGGAUGCAAAGGAAUGUGGCUGACCCCCAAGGUCUUUGUGGGCUAGCCACUAAACCUGCCUAUCCAAUUGCAUGAAUAUUCCAAGGUCUUUGCAAUUUGCCAAUGCAUUGAUUUAGGAAACUCAUUUUCCCUUCGUUGUAUUAAGUCAAGGUCUUUGCAAUUUACGCCCAAAAAUGUAUCCGUUGGCUUAUUUAUCGAUUAAAUAAAAGGGUUAACUACAUGAUUAGUCACUUA
Hibiscus syriacus is the source of this 1229-nucleotide messenger RNA. Its product is annotated as zingipain-1-like. Gene Ontology annotation, cellular component: lysosome. The record is from RefSeq and is a predicted model, not a curated record. Lineage: Eukaryota; Viridiplantae; Streptophyta; Magnoliopsida; Malvales; Malvaceae. Gene Ontology annotation, molecular function: cysteine-type endopeptidase activity. The transcript is spliced from 2 exons. The coding region runs from base 63 to 1070 and encodes 335 amino acids.